GAACCCCCGUCCCGUCUGCCACAACACGCAGGCGCACCCCUCAAAUCCUGUCCCUACCACACUCCUCUUUCUCUUCAUUUCGUUCCCCCUCCUCUUCCAGUACCUCAGCAGGUUCAAACUCUUCUACGUGACGGUGGCGGCCAUCGAGGGGUCACGUGAUGAGCAUCCUGCUGCCCAACAUGGCGGAGUUCGACACCAUCUCGGAACUGGAGGAGGAGGAAGAAGCGGCAACGUCGUCGUCGUCGUCGUCGUCGUCGUCGGUAUCGGGGCCUGACGAUGACGAAGAAGAUGAAGAGGAGGAAGAAGAGGAGGAGGAGGAAGAGGAGGAGGAGGAAGAGGAGACGCCGCCCCCGCCUCGGGUAGUGAGCGAGGAGCAUCUGCGGAGAUAUGCCCCGGACCCCGUGUUGGUGCGCGGCGCGGGCCACAUCACCGUGUUUGGCUUGAGCAACAAGUUUGAUACUGAAUUUCCCUCAGUUCUAACAGGGAAGGUGGCCCCAGAGGAAUUCAAGACCAGCAUUGGCCGUGUGAACGCAUGUUUGAGAAAAGCCCUCCCAGUCAAUGGGAGAUGGCUGCUGUGUGGUUGUCUCUGCUGCUGCUGCACCCUGGGCUGCAGCCUGUGGCCUGUUAUUUGUCUCAACAAAAGAACCAGAAGAUCAAUUCAGAAGUUAUUAGAAUGGGAAAAUAACAGAUUAUAUCACAAGCUUGCUUUGCACUGGAAGUUGACUAAAAGGAAAUGUGAAACUAGCAAUAUGAUGGAGUAUGUAAUACUAAUAGAAUUCUUACCAAAAUAUCCCAUAUUCCGACCUGACUGAGGAAUUUUAUUCAGUCCCUUCUGUGUUACCUGUCAUUUCCUACCCUUAGUGCCUUGUAGAUGAUUUUGGAAUGAAGAUGGUCUCCUUGCUGUGUUCAACUUAUUCUUUACAAUGGUAGAAUAUUCUCCUCACACUUUUAUUUGUGUUGGUUUAAGAAGAAAAUUUGCACAUCGUUUUUUCGUUGUUAAAUGAGGCUUGUGUUUUGCACUGUUAAUUUUUAAAUAAAUACGUGUGUGUGUGUGUGUGUGUGUGUAUAGUUACCAUUAAAGAUAAAACAUCAGUGCUGGUGUUUUAAAAAACACAAAAUCUUAUUCUGAGCAUGCUGCCUUAUUAUUUUCAUACUCACUGUUUCUAAAUAUGCAUCAUUUUUCUAGGCUACUUUAAUGCUCUGUAAUCCCUUGUUGGAUAUACAUAAAUAAGCUUUUGGUAGCUUUUAGAAAUCGUUUUACUCUUACCUGCUUUUAAAGGACAUGCAAUUAAUAGCACUGGUUUUGUCCUGCACUUUGCUAAAUUAUCACUUAUGUUAGUAGAUAAAAUAUUUAAACUCCUAAAGACUUGUAAAUAUUGUCUCUUUGCAUAAUGUAAAAUGUGAUAUGCCAUGGUUUACAGAAUGUAAUAUUACUCUUGCUGUAUUUGCCAACAAUUCUGCAUAGAUUUUAAUAUGAAUGAAGUUUGCAAGCAUCCUUUUGAAUGUACAGACUGUUAACAUACUAUUUUAUGGCAACACCAUAAAAGUAUGUUAAAAAUUUUAGGUGUAGGGCAGGGUUGCCCUUUGUAAUGAGUUGACUGAAAUUGAAAUCAUUGUCUGAGAUAUUCUGCAUUGCACCUGAAGCCAGGAACCUUAUUUUUUUCCAUUUAAUAUAAUAAUUCCCAUUUUGUACCCCACUCCCACCCCUAAAGUAAUUCAUUUAACAUCUGAAACAUUUCACAGCCUCACUGUCCUCAUUUAUUUCCCUUCAUGUUUCCAUUCCCUCAUUUGAAAAUACACAUAAUUAUGACGUGUAAGGAGUGUUUCAAGAUUUCAAAUGUCUAGACACCAUCCAAGCCACUGUUAACCCCUUUCUGGAGUUCUGAACCUCUACUUUGGGAAAGAGAGAAAGCUAAUUGAGAAACUGAAUCAUAAGCGAUAAAAUAUUCUUAAUCUUAUUUUUGAAAAUCUUUUUUAAACAUUAAUGUUUACUUAGACAAAAGUAUUUUAGUUUAUAUAUUCACCACAUAGGUAGCCUUUUCAUCGAUACAUAUUUCUCUAUUUCUCUUUGCAAUUAAGAUGAGUGAGAGUACCACACUCUUAAUUGUUCUAGAAUUUGAAUUUUUAGCAUAAUAAAAGCUUUAUAUUGUGUUAAUUCAACCGCAAGUGUAUGCCUACAUAGGCAUUAGCUCCUAGUGCUAAAAAUAAAAGUAUCUGGGACUGAAUAAUAUUUUAUUUAUUAUCUUACUCUUACUGCUUUUAGUAACUUCUUUAGGCAAGCAUUCAUCCCAGUGGCGGGAACAAUCAUUUCCUCAUACAAGGUCAGGCCUUUUAAAGCCACUUUUGAAAUUGAUGCCUAAUUUGAAAUCCAAAAUCCAGUAAAAGAAGACAGGGGGAAAGAGACACUGUUUGAUAUGUGGCUAUAAUUGUUUGCACAAACACUUUUCACCGCACUCUGUAGAGCCCCAUUGCCCCCUCGAUAACACCCAACCACCCAGAAUCUCUAAUUUUUAAUACAUUGUGUGUGCCUGCCUAUGUCAUUUGCCUAUUUGCUGUACAAUUGAAGCUAUAUUUUUAUAGACAAGGUGGAAACCUUUGAAAAUGCAUACCAAAUGUCUUGUUUUAUAGCUGAGGUCAGGGAAAAAUUGUAUCUGUGCUUUAUGUUCCAGCUAAUAACAGGUUUAUGCUUCAAACUGUGACAGUUUAAUACCAAAAUUGGUUUGCAGAAUAAUACAAAAUUUCUAAUUAUAACUGAUAGAAUAAUUACUUUUAAGUUAUCUACCCAUAAAAUGUCAUUUUUUUCUAUAAACUUAGAAUUUAACCAUGCUAUGGUCAUAGUAACUUUUUCUACCAUGUAUAAGUCAUACUUGCUUUUGCUCAAAGAAAAGCAGAAGGGGGUGAAUUGUUUCCAUGAUACAAAUAUUGAGACAGGAAUAGAGUGCACCUGGAGGUGACAGAGUAUAAUUCAAGUCAUGAAAACCAUUUGCCAGCAUGUGUAAACUUAAUUUUAAAACCUAGUCUAAUCACUCUUAAAUUUAUUAUUUUAUUGAUCAUCAUGCUGGUUGACUCACCUUAUUUUCUUGAACUACUCAGAAAAUACCCAGUUUUCUUUUUCUC
Molecule: messenger RNA, 3117 nt
Organism: Rhinolophus ferrumequinum (greater horseshoe bat)
Lineage: Eukaryota; Metazoa; Chordata; Mammalia; Chiroptera; Rhinolophidae
Gene: CHIC1
Product: cysteine rich hydrophobic domain 1
Exons: 6
Coding region: 159-812 (217 amino acids)
Source: RefSeq, a predicted model, not a curated record